AUGUCGGUGACUGUGACACAGCACCUCGAAGGCAUUCGUGCCCGUGUAGAAAGUGAGAGGGGAUCCAAGCUCGUGGUUGCCCUGGAUACAUUCGUACAGAAGUCUUCGGAGUCGAGGACGCAGAGGCGUACCGGUAAUACCUCGCGUUCGCAAGGCCGUGGUCGUCCGGUUAGAAAAGUGCGUAGUCCUUUGGUUCAUCAACAAACGCCACCGUACCCAGGUCAGACUUCUCAAGCUUCAGGACUGCCCUCGCCGCAGCGUGGCGACCGCUCGGAUACCGCGAAUAGCAGUAAACGGCCAUCGCAAUCUGAUGUGGAGGCGGCAACGCAUGCCCCACCACCGGACGGCGCUCAUGAAAGCCAUAGCGAUCGCCAUCCCAGCACCUCGAGCACGAAUACCACACCAGAUCAUCCUCAGAAACAAAAUGACAGAGGCAAUUACGGAGAAGAGCUCCACGCGGCUGCUGUGGAAUCUACUCUCAAGGCCACGUUCCAAAGGGCUUGUGGUCUCCUACAGCGAGCCAUCGAUGUCGACGAACUCGUUUUUCUUGAUGCUUCCGUGGGCAGCUGGGGCGGCCUUGCGAAGGGCGAGGAGCUUUCAGAAGCACUCACCGAUUCGGGCACUGGCGGAACAGAUAGCGAGGACCAGCAACAACCCGUGCUGGAGUCGAAUCGCUGUCGCAUUCUUGGCCAGUGCCAUGUUCCCAGUAAUACGGCACUCAGCGAACCCUAUUCGGCCAACAGCGGCAUGAGCGAAGCGUUCUUGAAGACUAUGCUUCGGAGAUACCCCGAUGGAAAUAUAUGGAACUUUGACAGCAUUGACGAGUCCACGUCCUCAGACGAUAUGUCGCACCCACAGGGCGCAGCUCGCACAGGCCCGAACAACACUACUCAGUCCAAGGCGAAGAACCUCAAAAAGAGUCGCAGGGGCGAGGUGGCUGAACUCCAACGCAUAUUCCCUGAAGCCAAGAAUUUGUGUUUGUUCGGCCUUUGGGAUUACACACGCAAUCGCUGGUAUGCCGCUUGCGUCCUGUGGACCUCUGAUCCUAUUCGGCUUUUUGCCAGCGAAAGCGAGAUGAAUUUUGUCGCUGCCUUUUGCGAUGUCAUCACCGCCGAGGUGCACAACCGGGAGGUUGAAAGGUCGGACAAAGCUAAGGCGACCUUUAUCUCCUCCAUCAGCCAUGAGCUCCGGAGCCCUUUACAUGGCAUAUUGGGUUCUGCUGAGGUCCUGCAUGAUCAACCACUCGACGAUUUCAGCCAAAGCAUGGUGGCCCAGAUCACCGCUUGCGGGAAGAGCCUCCGCGACAUCAUUGAAAACCUUUUGGACUUUUCUCAGAUCAACUACAACGCGAAACAUGGCGCACGAAAGCCACGCAAAGACAUACUCAACGGCCUCAAGUCUCCCUUGUCAACAGUCUCGCACCCUGGCACCGUCGAUUCUCAACCCGAUUCUCCAGACAUCCGGCUCGACGAUAUCACGGAGGAGGUUGUGCAGUCGGUUGUUGCCGCAUACCUCUUCAACCAGAAAUUCGACAUGAAGAAAUCUGUCACAACCAUCCUCGAUAUCGAGAACCCGCUCAAAGGUAGUUGGAACAGUAAUAUCGAGGUCGGCGCAUGGAGAAGAGUGGUGCAGAAUUUGUUGACCAACGCCUUGAAAUGCACCGCCGAGGGACACAUCUACGUCACCUUGAGGACCGAGCGUUCCACAAGCCCGACUACACGACUGAAUGCCGUGCUCACCGUCCAAGACACAGGGAAGGGAAUGUCACAGGAAUUUGUUGACAACGAGCUAUUCGCAGCGUUUUCCCAAGAGGACACUUUUCUAGAGGGAACGGGUCUCGGCAUGCACAUUGUUGCUCGUAUUGUUCAGUCACUGAAUGGCAAGAUUGGUGUCCAAACGGACCAGAAGGGUGGCGGGACCUCGCUGUCCGUCACGGUUCCGCUAGAGGCUUCUUCACCGAGCAGCAAGGCUGGCGCUCCCAUGCCGGUACCAGCGCGACUCAACGAAUUGACCGCCGGCAUUUUCGACUGUAGAUCAGGCGAGUCGACGACAGCUCAGUCAAAAGCUCAAAGCCUUCUGCUCAAGACCGUCACAAAAUCAUGUCACCGCCAGGGCAUCGAAACAGCUCGCAUUGACCGCACAAGUCUUGCGCGCCCCAGGUAUCUGAAUAUCAUCACGGAAGAGGACUUGCUUCAAUAUCUGCGGCAGUGGGAAGCGGGCGAAGAAGGGGAAGUGCAGCACGCUCUUGCCAGCAAGCCACUAAUUGUCCUCUGCAAGAGCGUAGAUUCCGAAAGACACCUGAGGUCACGGCUUGACAGUGUACCCACCGGCCAUGCUGUGGGAUACGUCGUUCAGCCCUGUGGCCCGGCACGAGUGCGCGAGACCAUUCUCUCAGUCUUUGAGAGAGAAGGGAGCUUCUCCAACAGCAUCUCACGAGAUCUGAAUCACGACGCCGUCUCCGGCGCUCCGAGCACACCACUUAGCACCCGCAGGAUGCCUGUGCGAGCGCACACAACAGGCGAAGCUAGUGUACAGAAGAAGGAGCCCAGCUCAAUCUCCGGCAGUACUAACGACUCAACCUUCAAAAUCAUGGUUGUCGAAGACAACAUCAUCAACCUCCAACUUCUCCUCACCUACGCACGCAAACAAGGCCUCUCGUGCAUCAAAGCCGAAGACGGCAAGCAGGCCUUCGAAGCCUACAAGCUCGCACACGAAACAACCCAACCCGACGUCGCAGACGGUAGCACCUCGCCUUCCCUCCCUCGUGUGAUCCUAAUGGACAUCAACAUGCCCACCAUGAACGGCUUCCAAGCGACGACAGAGAUUCGUGGAUACGAGCGACUACAUGGUCUGAAGCCGGCGAAGAUUCUCGCGCUGACAGGGCUGGGGUCCGCGGAGAGUCAGCGGGAGGCUUAUGCUUGUGGGUUCGAUUUGUUCUUGAGUAAGCCGGUGCGGUUGAAGGAGUUGACGAAGAUUCUGGAGGGGUUUAAAACGGAUGGCUGA
Saxophila tyrrhenica is the source of this 3003-nucleotide messenger RNA. RefSeq lists its product as uncharacterized. Bases 1 to 3003 code for a protein of 1000 amino acids. Gene Ontology annotation, molecular function: phosphorelay sensor kinase activity. The record is from RefSeq and is a predicted model, not a curated record. Lineage: Eukaryota; Fungi; Ascomycota; Dothideomycetes; Mycosphaerellales; Extremaceae. The transcript is spliced from 3 exons. Gene Ontology annotation, biological process: phosphorelay signal transduction system; phosphorylation.